This is a messenger RNA of Brassica rapa (field mustard), 1426 nucleotides long. RefSeq names its product photosystem II stability/assembly factor HCF136, chloroplastic. The record is from RefSeq and is a predicted model, not a curated record. Gene Ontology annotation, molecular function: protein binding. NCBI's taxonomy places the organism in Eukaryota, Viridiplantae, Streptophyta, Magnoliopsida, Brassicales, Brassicaceae.
GGAGAGAGAGAGCAAAAAGGAUAUGUGGCGGGAGUAAAAGAAGGUCACACUUCAAUGGCGUCUCUGCAACUCUGCGACGGUUAUCUUCUCUCAAAGCCCUCUGUAUCUCCACGAUUCCGUCUCCCUCAACGAAUCUCUCAUCGCCUCAUCCCUAAAGCCUCCGCUUCUCCUCCUCCGCCUCCACCACCAUCGUCUUCUUCUUCUUCAUUGUCUCUCACUCGGCGGGAUCUUCUCUACCAAUCUGCGGCAGUAUCACUCUCCCUCUCCUCCAUCGUCGGACCAGCUAAAGCUGAUGAACAGUUAUCCGAAUGGGAACGAGUCUUCCUCCCAAUCGAUCCCGGCGUCGUUCUUCUCGACAUUGCUUUCGUCCCCGAGGAGCCUAGCCGCGGGUUUCUACUGGGAACGAGGCAGACUCUGUUAGAGACCAAAGACGGCGGAAACACAUGGGCUCCACGAUCAAUCCCUUCAGCUGAAGAAGAGGAUUUCAAUUACAGGUUCAAUUCUAUCAGCUUCAAAGGCAAAGAAGGAUGGAUCAUUGGCAAGCCUGCGAUCUUGCUGUACACUGCUGAUGCUGGAGAGAAUUGGGAUAGAAUCCCCCUUAGCUCUCAGCUUCCUGGUGAUAUGGUGUUUAUAGAGGCGACUGGAGAGAAGAGUGCAGAGAUGGUUACCGAUGAAGGUGCUAUCUAUGUUACUUCCAACAAGGGAUAUAACUGGAAAGCUGCUAUUCAGGAAACCGUUUCAGCUACUUUGAACAGAACAGUCUCGAGUGGAAUCAGUGGUGCUAGUUACUACACGGGAACCUUCAGUGCUGUUAAUCGUUCACCGGAUGGAAGAUAUGUUGCUGUUUCGAGCCGUGGUAACUUCUUUUUGACAUGGGAGCCUGGGCAGCCUUACUGGCAACCACACAAUAGAGCAGUUGCAAGAAGAAUUCAGAACAUGGGAUGGAGAGCUGAUGGUGGUCUUUGGCUUCUUGUUCGAGGUGGAGGACUUUAUCUUAGCAAAGGCACUGGGAUUUCAGAGGAGUUUGAUGAAGUUCCAGUACAGAGCCGUGGCUUUGGUAUUCUAGAUGUUGGUUAUCGCUCAGAGGAAGAAGCAUGGGCAGCAGGAGGUAGUGGGAUUCUACUGAGAACAAGAAACGGAGGAAAGUCAUGGAACCGUGACAAAGCUGCUGAUAAUAUCGCAGCUAAUCUAUACGCGGUCAAAUUUGUGGAUGAUAAGAAAGGAUUUGUGCUUGGAAACGAUGGAGUGUUGCUUCGAUAUGUCGGAUGAAGAAAAGGUGAAUUGAGAGAGAUUCGUUUUGUUUUUGUUUGUUUCGGUGUUUCUCUGUAAAGCUUGUGCUGUGUUUUGAUACUACUCUGCAUUACAAAGUACCUGUAUACAUUCCAACCAAGCAUGAGAUAUAGAUAAAGUCCUUUUUAAAUCUAUU